AAUCUUCAUUUCCGGGCCAGUGUUCCAUUCCCAAACACAAGCGCCAUGUUGACCCGAGUGUGGCGGUUCGGGCCCUGUUUUCCCCGGUUGCUCCGCCAAACGCCGAACCGAUGUGUGUCCCAGUCAAAGCCCAGCGGAGCGGGCUCGGCCGCGGUCACGGAGACCCAUGCGCCCGCGGCCAGCGCUUCGCACGGAGAGGUCAGCCCGUACGUGAAGAAUCCGGACUUCCAUGGCUUCUCAUCUGACCCUGUAGUGGAUGAGUGGAACAUGAGGAUUGGCUUCUUCUUGGGCAUCUCUGUUGCCCUGGUGAUUGGAGGAACUUUCAUCCACUAUUUACCAGACCAUGGAAUGCGGCAGUGGGCCCGGCGCGAGGCUGAGAGGGUCAUUCAACAGAGAGAGAGGGAUGGCCUCCCUUUGAUUGGAGAGAACUACUAUGACCCCAGCAAGAUCAUCCUGCCUGCCAAAGAACAAUGAUCUCAAUUUCACUGUAUUUAAUUUGUUGUAUUGUCCAUUUAAGUAAAAGAUUAAAUAUAUCA
Molecule: messenger RNA, 536 nt
Organism: Periophthalmus magnuspinnatus
Lineage: Eukaryota; Metazoa; Chordata; Actinopteri; Gobiiformes; Gobiidae
Gene: ndufb11
Product: NADH:ubiquinone oxidoreductase subunit B11
Exons: 3
Coding region: 46-474 (142 amino acids)
Source: RefSeq, a predicted model, not a curated record